Messenger RNA from Paramecium pentaurelia, 847 nucleotides. Lineage: Eukaryota; Ciliophora; Oligohymenophorea; Peniculida; Parameciidae. The record is from the annotation of a GenBank genome assembly.
AUGUAAAGAUUAUAAUUAAUACAUGCUAACCUAUGCACAAAUUAAAAAGUUAUGGUUGAGAAAUUGGAUUAAGAAUAGAUUGGAAUAAUAUAUCUAAAUUCUCCAACUGAUUUAAAUUCUUUAUCAAGCUAGAUGAAGAAAGAAUUAUGUGCAGCCGUGAUUGAAUUAGAUAAAGAUUCUAAUAUUAAAGUAUUGAUUUUAAAAAAAUUUAAUUUAGGUUAUAGUGAUACUAUCAAAACUAGAUAAAAUAUUCUGUGCUGGAGCUAAUAUAAAAGAACUUAGUGAUUGUUCAUAUGAAUCAUAACAAAUUUCUGAUAUCUUCUAUGAAAUUCAUAAUGUUUUUGAUUCAUUAAGAAAACCAUUAAUAAUGGGCGUUAAUGGUGUAGCCCUAGGAGGAGGUUUUGAAUUAGCAUUAAAUGGGGAUAUCAUUAUUGCAUCAGAGGAUGCAAAAUUAGGAUUACCUGAAUUAAAAUUAGGUGUCAUUCCUGGAAUUGGUGGAACAUAAAGAUUAACUCAUCUUGUAGGUAGAACAACUGCAAUGAAAUAUAUCCUAACAUCAGAUUAGAUUACAGCAUAGGAAGCCUUAAAUAGAGGAAUUGUAACAAAUGUAGUCAAAAAAGAAUAAUUAAGAGAGGAAUGUAUAAAGAUAGCUAAAAGAAUUAGUGAGAAAUCUUUAUACACUUUGAUAGUCUGUAAAACAGCUAUUAAAAAUGCUUAAGAAUUACCAUUAAGUUAAGCAAAUUAAGUUGAAAGAUAAUUAUUUAAUAGUUUGCUUAAUACAUAAGCAGCAAAAGAAGGAAUUUAAGCUUUUAUUGAAAAGAGAUCCCCUAAUUUUAGAAAUAUUUGA